CUGCCGUUGAUCUCGUCUCGCGGUGAUGACGUCAUCAUUCGCGCGCUUCCCCAGUCCCUUCAUCCUAUUCUUCUGAGACUUGAAUAAACGACACAAUCUGCUGUUUUGAUCAUCUACUAGAAAAAGCCCAGGCGCAAUGGAGGAAAAUGAGGAGAUUGGAGAGGAGAAACAUCAUGUCAAAACUGAAGAACAAACUCCCUCACAGACUGAAAGUAUUUCUUUGAAGAAAAUAGACAAGAAAUAUUUCAUCUGCCAUAAGUGUCCGAGUUGUUUCACACGACAAGAAGACCUUCAGGAACACGCGAUCAUCCACACUAUUGAGAAAGUGCAUGAAUGUGAUCAGUGUGACAAAACAUUUGAUUGUGCUUCAGCCCUAAAGAGCCAUCUCAGAGUUCAUUCACAGGAGAAACCAUAUUCAUGUUCUUUGUGUGGAAAGAGUUUAAAACACAAACAAAGUCUCGAGAUUCACAUGAGGAUCCACACUGGAGAGAAACCGUUCACAUGUGAUCAGUGUGGGAUGGGUUUUACACAAUCAUCAAACCUUAAGGAACACAUGAACACCCACACUGGAGAGAAACCAUACGAAUGUGAUCAAUGUGGCAAAACAUUUUCGAGGUCUACAGGCCUGAAGAGCCACAUGUUCGUUCAUUCACAGGAGAAACCACAUUCAUGUUCUUUGUGUGAAAAGAGAUUUUCACGUAUUCAAAGUUUAAAAUUUCAUCAGAAAAUACAUUCUGGUGUAAGAGAUCAUAAGUGCUUUGAGUGUGGGAAGUGUUUUAUUAACUCUAUACGUCUGAAACAACACUGGCGGACUCACACUGGAGAGAAACCGUACAAGUGUUCACACUGCGACAAGAGAUUUCGUCUUUCAGGACACGUGAAAUCACACGAGAGGAUCCACACUGGAGAGAAACCGUAUCACUGCACUCCAUGUGGGAAGAGUUUCACUCAAGUAUCUUCUCUACACAGUCAUAUGAAGAUCCACACUGGAGAGAAACCGUUCACAUGUGAUCAGUGUGGGAAGAGUUUUAGACAAUCGUCAAACCUUCAGGAACACAUGAACACCCACACUGGAGAGAAACCAUACGAAUGUGAUGAAUGUGGCAAAACAUUUUCGAGGGCUACAGGCCUGGAUACCCACAUGUUAGUUCAUUCACAGGAGAAACCACAUUUAUGUUCUUUGUGUGGAAAGAGUUUUUCACGUCUGCAGAGUUUCAAAUUUCAUCAGAAAAUACAUUCUGGUGUAAAAGAUCAUAAGUGCUUAGAGUGUGGGAAGAGUUUUAUUACCGCUACACGUUUGAAACAACACUGGAGGAUUCACACUGGAGAGAAACCGUACAAGUGUUCACACUGCGACAAGAGAUUUCGUCUUUCAGGACACGUGAAAACACACGAGAGGAUCCACACUGGAGAGAAACCGUAUCACUGCACUCCAUGUGGGAAGAGUUUCACUCAAGUAUCUUCUCUACACAGUCAUAUAAAAUACAAUCACAGGAAGUAGUUCAUCUUCAGAUCCGGCACUAUCAGGUCUAAUGCUGUGAGGAAAUAAUACCGUCAAACAAUGAAAUCUCUUCAAAAUCUGUCCUAACCAGCCCCAACGAGCGACAGGACAAAGAAACAUCUAAAUUAGUCUCAGUGAAUAAAGUUAGUCUUCAAGACCA
Messenger RNA from Pimephales promelas (fathead minnow), 1661 nucleotides. Lineage: Eukaryota; Metazoa; Chordata; Actinopteri; Cypriniformes; Leuciscidae. The record is from RefSeq and is a predicted model, not a curated record.